Messenger RNA from Chelonia mydas (Green sea turtle), 7660 nucleotides. It is a transcript of the gene AP1S2, whose product is annotated as adaptor related protein complex 1 subunit sigma 2. Bases 186 to 656 code for a protein of 156 amino acids. The transcript is spliced from 6 exons. The record is from RefSeq and is a predicted model, not a curated record. Lineage: Eukaryota; Metazoa; Chordata; Testudines; Cheloniidae. Gene Ontology annotation, biological process: vesicle-mediated transport; intracellular protein transport. Gene Ontology annotation, molecular function: clathrin-cargo adaptor activity. Gene Ontology annotation, cellular component: AP-1 adaptor complex; intracellular membrane-bounded organelle; membrane coat.
GAAAAGCGGCGCCUCCUCUCGCUCCUGCCCCUCCCUCUUGGAGCCGCUCGCCGCGCCCGGCUCCUCCCUCCCGGCUCGGGCCCUGGGGCGCUCGUUUCUCGCCCAGCUGCGCGCGUGCCAAGAGCUCGAGCCGGAGCCUCCCGGCGGCUCCCCCCCAGCUGCUGCCGCCUCCUCCUGCGGGCACGAUGCAGUUUAUGUUGCUUUUUAGUCGUCAGGGGAAGCUGAGACUUCAGAAGUGGUAUGUCCCGUUGUCUGACAAAGAGAAGAAGAAAAUCACAAGGGAACUUGUUCAGACAGUGCUGGCUCGUAAACCGAAAAUGUGCAGCUUCCUGGAGUGGAGAGACCUGAAGAUUGUCUACAAAAGAUAUGCAAGCCUUUAUUUCUGCUGUGCUAUUGAAGAUCAGGACAACGAACUGAUAACCCUGGAAAUAAUUCAUCGUUAUGUGGAACUACUUGACAAGUAUUUUGGCAGUGUGUGCGAACUUGAUAUCAUCUUCAAUUUUGAAAAGGCUUAUUUUAUUCUGGAUGAGUUCCUGUUGGGAGGGGAAGUUCAGGAGACCUCCAAGAAAAACGUUCUUAAAGCCAUUGAGCAGGCAGAUCUGUUACAGGAGAGCCAGAAUGAAGACUGGGGAGGUUUGUCUGAGGAUAUCUUAUGAUUAAGAGCAGUCUAAGGCCUUAGCCCUUUUGACCCCCCUCUAAAUUGGCCCCUAAAAGAGGAAUACAUUGUGGCAGUGUUACAAAGAAAAGGUAAGACUGUCUUCAGAAAGCACACACCUGAAAAAUGAGUCACUUUGAAAGCCUAUUAGUCAAGGUCAGUUAUAUUUAACUACCUUUAUGUAAUGUAUCAACUUUUAGUGUGUACAGAUGCAACCAGGAAUGUUUUAUUUCAAGUGUAGUUUCAGAUAUAUAAAGAUUAAGACUUAAUUCAUUAGACCAAUUGAAUGUAAAUGUACACAAAUUUUUCAAGUAAUGAAAGGAAAUUUCAUCUUUAAGAAAAUAAAUUUUGCAAAGAAUGAGUUCAGAUGCUCAGUUUGCCUUUUAUGAUUAGAGUCAUAAUUUUGGUUUAUGUAUGUGAUACAUAAUUAUUUUAAUGGUUAAAUUUUCUUAAAUAUGCCCAAUGGCCUGUGAUGGGAUAUUAGAUGGGGUGGGAUCUGAGUCACCAGAGAAUUCUUUCCUGGGUGUCUGGCUGGUGAGUCUUGCCCACAUGCUCAGGAUUUAGCUGAUUGUUAUAGUUGGGGUUGGGAAGGAAUUUUCCUCCGGGGCAGAUUGCCAGAGGCCCUGGGGGUUUUUCGCCUUCCUCUGCAGCGUGGGGCACGGGUCACUUGCUGGAGGAUUUUCUGCACCUCGAAGUCUUUAAACCAUGAUUUGAGGACUUCAAUAAGCUCAGACAUAGCUUAGAGGUUUAUUAUAGGAGUGGGUGGGUGAGAUUCUGUGGCCUCCGUUGUGCAGGAGAUCAGACUAGACGAUCAUAAUGGUCCCUUCUGACCUUAAAGUCUAUGAAUCUGAGUCUUUUUUUGCCUUUUAAAUAAAAUUUUGCUGUUCAUUUGAUGACUCCUGUGAUGGCAUCCAAGAGUGCGGAUAAAGUUUUAACUUUAAAGGGGCUGGAUUGCACUACACUGUUUAAUCCUACAUGAACGUGAUUGCCAGCAAUUACGAUUUACAUGAUGCUGCAUGCAUUUUAAUAGGGUAAACAAGGACAAAAAAAUCAGGUUCAUGUCAGCUGACUACCAUGCUUUUGGUUUGUUCUGGUCUACAGUGACCACGAAAUUGUAUUCAAAAUCAUGUCCGUUAAUACCAUUGUUGGCAUCUGUGUUUAAACAGUAAAAAUCUUGUGGCCCUCAUAGAUUCAGUUAUAACUUAUCUAGAUUUAACAUUAUUAAUGACUUUCACUCUGGAAUUGAUUUGGAGGAAGGGAGUCUUUUUACUUUUUUGGAAUGUGAGGGAGUUCAGCGUUGUAAAGCGUGUGGGAAGAGGGACGGGGACUUGAUAAAUUGUGUAGGAUGAAGAUUUAGGGCACAAGAACAAAAACUUGGAUUAAUUCAAUAAAAUUAAUAGGCUGGUUUAAGGGAAAUAGAGAAUAAACAUUCAUAACAAUGCAUUUGUUUGUUUGGAAUAUUUUUGAAACUUAGUUGGGUGGAGCUCCAUGUGAAAGCCUUACAGCACUUUUUUCAUGCAGUUAAUUAAUUGUCCUAUGGGAUGGAGCCUUCAUUAGAAUUAUUGGCACUUACUGUAUCUUAUUAAAACAACUUCCAGUGUGGUCUUUAUAUAGUCCUACACGCCAUAGGAGGGUAGUUAUUUAUAAUGAUAUGGAAGAUACAUACUAAAUUUAUAUUUGAAGGACAUUCAUUUAGGACAUGGGUACUCGAAUUAGGGGUUGUGCUGUCAUCCUGCCUUUCCCAUGUUACAUUGCCAAAUAGGAAAUGGGUCUUGGCUAGAUACUGGGUACCUGGCAUGGAUGGGAAUUCCUAGAGGUAGUUUGGGGCUACAGUAUGGCAGACGCUGAGUAUUACUGACCUUUGGAAUACACCAUUUAUCAAUUAACUGGCAGGUGUGAAGUGUUGCAUUCUAAAGGGAUUAUCACCUUUGUUCCAACCAGAUCAGGGAAGAAGUGGGAGAGAUUGAGGGGGGAAAAAGACACCCACUGAAGACUGAUUACACUGAAUGAAGGUUCAGCUGGUACUUCUGGUUCCCCAGUAGAGAAUUGAGGAGGAGAGAGGUCACUACUGUUGUGUGUCUCGCCCUUUCCUUGGCUGGUGAAGUGAAGACUAGGGAAAUGACAGUUUUACUUCACUGUGUGCCUGUGUAAAAUUUUUAUAUCCUUGCAAAAUAAUGCUUGAACUGCCUAACGAUGGAACUGCAGAGAAAGUGAACAGUAGCAGCUUUGUACAGAGAAGUCUCUUAUGAAAUAUUUCCUGGUGACUCAACCUGUAUUUGCUAAACUGAUCUAAGAUCUGAUGGAUUCCUGUAUAAUGUCUCUUUAAACAAAAUCUUACUGUUGUAAUUGUUUUGUUUCUUAUAUUUACAUGGCUAGGAUCUGUAAACCUGUUAAUAUUUCCUAAACAAAUUGUGUGUGUGGGGGUGGGGGGGAUCAUUCAGUUUGCAAUCUUAUCUUCAAGUGCAUUUUUCCUUGAAAUCUAUUCCAAUUGAUAGUUGUUAAUGAAGAUUUCAAUCUUAAUCAAGACUUCUCACUGUUCCCCCAAAGAUAGUUUGCUUCUUUGACCAAAAACACUACUGAAAAAUGGACUACAGUUAUUACCAAUUCUAUACUGACUACUGAUUUGUUGCUCCAGUUUUGUAUUUGUUUAGACUAGGAAAAGUGAUCAAGGUUGGCCUGAGGUUAGUUAACACAUUUCCACUCACAGUUUAAUGCAUUUCUCUCUCCUACCUCUAAACCCCUACCAGAAAAACAAAACCAACCUUAAAAAUCAUCCUCUACGCUACGCAGAAUAUUGAUCCCAAAAAUGGAGCAGUAAGAGACUCUAUGAAGUCCACUAGGGAUUUCACUAUUGCUAUUGAUUUUAUGUAGAAGGUGUUCAGAUACUACAGUGAUGGUGUAUGCAUCAUCAUUUAAUGCAUAUGUACUUAGAGAGCUAAUAUCAACUUUUCCCUGAUCUAGACACAAUAUUGCCUCAGUUUAACUAUUACGGACAUCAGUCAGCUAAAUUGAGGCAAAAGUUGUUAACCUGUAUAUGUAUGCUUGGGAAAGGAUUAAGGUUACGUUGGGGUUAGCUAGAUAUUUUAGCUAACAUGAAUCUCAUCUGAACCACUUUCCUAAUGUAUACAAAUCCUUGGUGACAGGCUGGGAUUUUCAGAGGAGCCUUACUCGCUUCGGUUCCUUUGAACAUACUUCCCCUAAGAAAGACUGUGUCAUUUGAAGUAGUACUCAUGAUGCAUUAAUUUCCAAAUAAGUAUUUGAGAAAGAGAAAUCUGAAACCCAAGCUCAUGAUGUCAGGCGAAGUGUUGGAGUUUAAAUUUUCAAAAAUGACUAGUGAUUUUCAGAAGUGGGUGGUUGAUGUCACAACGUGGACAGUUGUGCUGCAACUGUACGAAUACAAGUCUAUUGUGAGUAGACCUAACUGCUGGGUUCCAAGUGCUUCUAAGCCCACGGGGUCUGGGUAGAAUCUACUAAUUGUUUGUAGUCCUGGGUCUCUAGGUUGCACUCCCAGGCUCAGACCUUGUGUCUGAGUCCUUCCUUGGGACAUGGGACUUCACAGUGCAGCCGCCUAGGCCCUGAAACCAAUGUCUCAGAUUUUCUGAGCCCCCAGUUGCUUAGACACGCUCUCUAGAGUUCCGUCUAGGCAGUGGAACUCAAGCUUCUGGUUUAACACCUUCAGGGAAAAAGUGGCAUGGAAGCAAGGAACAUCAGCUUAGCAAAGGAAUUUCUUAACCACAGUUACUCUACUCGUGAAGUAUUUGAGAGUUACAGGUCUUUGAGAACAGGCCUGAGACACAUCCCUCCCAGGCCUGAUCUAGUUCCUUCUGAGAGUCUGAAACUUAUCAGUGUUCAAGCUGAGCAGAGUCCUUUCUGCCCCUUCUGUUUCCUGCACAUCUGGCUUACAUGUGGUGAUGGUCAAGCCCCCUGCUUCAGAGCAGCACCCCUUUUUAAAUGGCUCUUUAAAUGUUUCUUCUUUUGCCAUGUGGCCAAGCUGAGAAGCUGCAGAUUCAUCAGCCAUGCUAGUGACCAGGUGUAGAAAAUUCAUUGUUCCAUAUGUCAUGGAUUUACAGGAUCUGUGCCAUUUCCUAACCUUUAGACAGUCCCUGGGGAGGAUAUGUUCAGUGUGCUAGACCCCCAAAGGGUCACACUCUGCCACAAGGGUAGGCCACAUAGCCUCAGUGGCUCCAAAACUGUGCUGCUGGGCUCCAGCAUUCCUGUUUCUCUCACUGUGAGCUAUGUGCCGCAAGUCCCAUUGAAGUAGAUUCCUGUUCAGAGACUUUUACUCCCUUCAAAGACCAGUGCAUUUCAGCAAAUAUUUGCUUUUCAAAACAGAGUAGGGUUUUUAUUGUUCAGCUGGAAUACAGCAUCAGGAAGCCCUUAGGUUAGCAUAGAGGAAACAAAAGUUAAGGCUUAUUCCGUAUUGGCACUGAGGCAAGAAUAAAAAUAAAUCUAAUUUGGAAAGUACAAAAAACAGCAAGAUAGCAACUGGAUAAACCAUCAAGUGAAGGAUUAGGGCAUUCUUAUUUGUCAUGUACCAAUCCUGCAAGAAGUUGAAUUACACAGAGGCAACCCCCUGUGCUGGAGAGAAAUUGGCACUGUGCUGGGAAGAUCUUAAAUUAAUUGGUGAGUUCUUUUUGUUGGGUUCAGUAAAUCUUCCUUCUCCCUGAGCAGAAAGUGCUUUCAAGUACCUGUGAGAUGAGGGAUAGCCCAGCCAGGUGGAAUAGUGGCAGGUGCUGGACUAGGGGAGGGGAGCCCAAGACCCCUUCCAGGAGGAGAAAAUGAUACACAUUCAAGGCUAUUUCACAUACCUUUCCCAAAUCUAAAUUGGGGGCAGAUAGUUUAAAUGUACUUACUAAGAGACACAGUAAAGUUAACAUUCAUAUACCAUUGUUAAAGAGCAAUUUCUUUAGACUCCUUAACAAAAUAUUCAAAUAGGCAGUCUACUAUCUUGCAGUGCUUCCCCUAGUCCACUAACUUGCACCACUCAAUCAGCACAAGGGAAGCUGAAACUUCCUGUAAGUACCCUGUAGGGAAUACCUCUUGCGUGGGGGAGAUCUCAGUAGGUGUAGAGCUAGCGCCUAUACCUCCUUUCCCAAAGGCCACAGCACCAGGGCCCAGCUCUAGAAGAUGCCUCCUCCCUGAAAAUAUGCCUCAAGAACUCAGCUACAUCAUUGUAGCACUUCAGUGUAGACAGUAUGUAUGCCAAUGGGAGAACCCCUCCCGUCAGCAUAGAUAAUCCACCUCCUCGAGAGGCGGUAGCUAGGUCAACAGAAUAAUUCUUCUGUCUCCCUAGCACUGUCUACGCAAGGACUUAAAGUUGUUUAACAACACUUAAGGGUGUGGAUUUUUCGCAUGCCUGACUGACACAGGUAAACCAGCCUGAUUUUUCUAGUGUAGACCAGGACUGAAACUUUCUCUUCACUAUUUGUUAGUUUACAUCUGUUUUGGGUUGGGCAAUGAGAAAGUUUUCAAACUUCAAGACCUGUCAUGCCAUAGCAUUUUUACUAAUUUAAUCAGUGCAGUUCAUAUCUGAAUAAGAAUCCAUUAUAAGUUUAAACCAACCCAUAUGCCACUUGAUUGUUGCUCUCCUACCAAUGGUAUAUGUAACAUAGUUUUAGAAGUGCUGAAUUAGUCAAUUCACUUGUUUAUAGUCAAUUUCUAAAUAACUGGGGGGCUGCAAUGGGUCGCAAACAUUGCAGAGUAACGUUACUUCCUCAAGAAUGGUUUCCAUGGAAAUUGGGAAUUAUACAUUUUUAUUCUUUGUGAUUUGUUAAAAACAUUUGACAUUAAACUGAAUUGGAGAUAUUUAAAGACCAGCUAUAUUGGGGGGGGGGGGGUUAUGGAUAAGAUUAGCAAGUGUGGAAGUUCUUCUUGUAAGUAUUUCCAUCCCUUUUUAAGAAUUUUGUUUGUAUUGAGAUUUCUUGUUGACUCCUGGAAUGGAAAGUGAAACAAUGUCUUUAAUUGGCAUACAGUAAAGGAUAGUAACUGACAGGGAGAUUUUCAAAAAAUGCCUGACAGACUGAAAAGUAAAUGUCCCCAGUCAACUUUCAGUGUGGUUUCUGCUCCUAAAUCCCUUGAGCGCUUUUGAAAUUCUGACCCAAAUGUCCUCAAGACAUCGUAAUGCAUUGCAUAAAGUGAACAUGUGUUGUGAAUGCUGUGUGGGUUUUAAAAAUAUACUGCAACUGAAGCGGUUUUACUAAUGUGCAUAUUCAUAAUGCAGUCCAAGAGCAAACUGUUAUUCUAAUAAUCAAGAGUAUUUUCAGUGAAAUAGUAAGAUUUAAUCUGUGAAAAGUUUUUGAUCAGGACACUGAGUUAGGGAAGUCUUGCAGUCAUUAAACAAAAGUGCUUUUUUGAGAGGAGGGAAUCUUGAUAGUAUCUGGCCCCUCUUCAUGAGACAUACACAUUUUAAAACCACAGAAAAAUGAAUUGUUGCAGCUGAACCUCUUGGAGGUACAAAUGGAAUUCUAAUUUUUGUAGAAUAUUCCUUUAACUUCCUUUAACAAUUUGUACUAUGCUGUAGAUGAUAACUGUAAGGAAAAACAUACCGACCCAUCAUUUUGGUAAAUUUAAUUGAAAUACAGUUCCUUUCUGAGUAUCUGAUUAAAAUAUUUGUACCUUCAGAGGCAGGACUCACACUACAGAAUUUUAUCAGAAAAUUCUUAUCUGCACUAUCAUCGUUUCAAAUGCACUGGUAUUAGUAUGCGGAGCCCUAGUGUGGGCAAGUCUUUGUUGGCUGGAACUGGUGCAGAUAAAGUGUUGGUAGCACCAGCCAUAAUCUGGUUUAAGGUAGUUGAUAUGGGUCCUUUCCACAUGCAAUGCACAGUAGAAGAUUAGAUAAGUUUAUAAAGCUCUCAAUAUCCAAACACAAACAUUUUAGCAGCAUAUUGUUAUAUGGAUGUUGUAUUCACCACUUCUAAAGGAGCUGUCCUAACAGUAUGAAAGGCAGUCUUCAAUCUAUGAAUGACAUUUGUGGUGUUUAUAUAAAGGAAAGAAAAAAGGGACAUC